This is a messenger RNA of Hemibagrus wyckioides, 2668 nucleotides long. RefSeq names its product Rho guanine nucleotide exchange factor (GEF) 16 (gene arhgef16). Bases 486 to 2495 code for a protein of 669 amino acids. Lineage: Eukaryota; Metazoa; Chordata; Actinopteri; Siluriformes; Bagridae. The record is from RefSeq and is a predicted model, not a curated record. Gene Ontology annotation, molecular function: guanyl-nucleotide exchange factor activity; protein binding. Gene Ontology annotation, biological process: activation of GTPase activity. The transcript is spliced from 16 exons.
CGCAGGGAAAAAAUGCCCGAGGCUUGGAAAACAACGCAUUUAAAUGAUAUAAUUUUAAGCCAUAUAAAGUCACUUUGAUAGAGACACUUAUAAGAAACAUCCUGUACUCAAACACGGUGUUGUGGGCGUGGUUUUCACACCUGUAUUCGUAUAUCCGGAAAGAUCCGAGUUUGCUCUUCGGAUGAACGUGUCCCGGUGUUAAGCUAUAUAGGUUGGGGUCAGAGUGCAGGGUCAGCCAUGAGAGGGUUAAGGGCCUUGCUCAAGGGCCCAACAGUGGCAGCUUGGCGGUGCUGGGGCUUGGACCCCGAUCUUCUGGUCAACGAUCCAGAGCCUUAACCACUUGAGCUACCACCUCCCGGACAGGCACUGAUGUUGGAUGAGAAGCCUGCAGGUUGUGACAAUGGUCCGCUGAGAACCCUGAGCCAAUGUAACCAUUACAACAGAAACUCUUCAGCAGUUCCCUUCCUAAGUAAAACAGGUCCAACAUGUCACACCAACAAUCCCAGACAUCCAAGGGGGACCAGUCUCCUCUCCUUCUGGACAGCAUGCUCUCCUCCAAGCUUCAUCUGGAAAACCAGGCUGAUAGUUCAUCAUCAAACACAGAACUCACUGUACCUGGGCAGCCCCCACGGACUCCUGUAAUCCUUAGCACUCAGAGCGAAGUGGCUCGGAAGCUUGGAACCCAGCAGCUCAUCCCCAAAAACUUGGCUGUCACCAGUCGGCCAAAGAACCGCCACCACACCACGGUGGUCACGAUGCCUGUCGUCCGCGAGGCCCAAAAAAACAUCCAGCGUUUCUCUCAUGAUCCUGACCUCUUAUGGGAAGACUAUGACGGUGAUGAUGGUGGCUUGCGCAGGAACCGCAGGAACAAGUCAUACCGAGCUGCCAUCACCAGUCUCGAUGCAGAUUUGACCUGGAAGCAGGACCUACUGGUGCCUGUUAGUGAGGAGCAGGAGAAAUCACCCAGCCAGAAGCCAGCCCCCAGCUCUGGACACAAAAGAACCUUGGGUAGAAAGAGGAACCAGAAGCAUGGUGGAUCCUUUAAGGAUGAUCCACGGUUAUACCAGGAGAUCAAGGAACGAGGUCUCCAUUCAAACAACCUGGGACCUGAUGAUGAUGAUGACUUUAGCCAGAUACCAGAAGAGGACCAGGGUAUUAUUGUGAAGAACUACAAGGCAGCAUACAUGACCUGGAGUCAACUUCCUCAGGUUAAGGAGAUGGACAUUCUGGACAGCAUUUCACCUGAAGAGCGUAAGCGGCAAGAGGUCAUUUUUGAGAUUAUGACAUCCGAGUACUCCUACCUGCACAGCUUGGGCAUCCUGGUGCAUCAUUUCAAAAGCAGUGACGAUUUGAGGAAGACUAUGACUACAACUGAACACCAUCACCUCUUCUCUAAUAUCGCCACAAUCCAUGCCAUCAGCAAGCGAUUUUUUGAAGCUCUCGAAAGGCGUCAUCAAAUGAAUCCACUCAUUAAGGACAUCAGUGACAUUGUCCAGGACCACGCUGAGAAUCACUUUGACCCAUACAUCGUGUAUUGCUCCAACGAGACCUUCCAGCAGAGAACACUGCAGAAACUACUUUUAACUAAUACCACCUUUAAGGAGGUGCUGAAAAGAAUCGAGAGCAGUCCUGAAUGCGGAGGAUUACCCAUGAUCUCCUUCCUCAUUCUGCCCAUGCAGAGAGUCACUCGUCUGCCCCUGUUGAUGGAUACCAUCUGUCAGAAGACGACAAAGCAGACGACUGAAUACUACGCAGCUCGCUGGGCGCUGAAGGCAAUCAGUCGGCUGGUAAAAAGCUGUAAUGACGGCGCCCGGAGGAUGGAGCGCACCGAGCAGAUGUACACCAUCCAGAAACAGAUGGAUUUUGGAAAGAUUAAGCCAUUCCCGCUGAUCUCAGCCUCUCGCUGGCUGCUGAAGAGAGGUGAGCUGGCCGUGUUCACUGAGGACCUUGGGAUCUUCCGGAAGGCCUUCGGCCAUAAGAGCUCCUACCUCUUCCUAUUCAAUGAUGUACUCAUUGUUACCAAGAAAAAAAGUGAAGAAAGCUACUUGGUGUUUGACUAUGCCACUCUGGAGAAUGUGGAAGUUGAGGAGGUGCAGGCUGCUGACAAGCUCUACCUGCGGCUGGAGAUGAAACCUAACAGCGAGGGGCGCUGUGAACAGAUGUCUCUGGUGGCUGAAAACAAGCUGGACAGAGCUCGCUGGGUCACUGCUCUACGCUGGUCUAAGCAAGGCGGUAGUUCCCCUAUCAAAGAUGCACUUCCUCAGUAUGAAACCACCAAAGCAUAUAUGCCCAAAGAGCCAGAUGAGCUGAGUCUCCAGCAAGCGGAAGUAGUCAUCGUCUUGCAGGAAGUGGAUGGUUGGUGCUAUGGGGACAGGAUGAGAGAUGGAGAAAGAGGCUGGUUUCCAGCCAGCUGUGCUACACAGAUCACCAACCGCACUACCAUCGAGAACAACAUCCAGCGUAUGCAGCGACUGCGCAAAGAGACUGACGUCUGAGCAGAGACUAUACCAUAAAGCCUCUCUGACUAAACUACAGAAUACCUGCUAUCAAUUAAUACACAAAUAGCAGUUUCUUUUUUAGAGUAAGCAUGUGACCCUUUCAUAUUGUGAAUGAACAAUGCACUUGCCAGAGGGUAAAAAAUCAAACAACAGACCAAUGAGAAAGUUCA